AAUGGACAGAGGACAGGAAAAAGAAAAAGUGGACUCUGGUUAUGAGACCCCGCCCACCUGCAUCCUAUUGGACCUCUUGUUGAAAAGCCGCCGCCCUUCAGGACCGUUUAACGAAGUCUGGCCCAACAUUGUUAUCUCUGAUGCACACACAGCAACAGAUCUACCGCUGCUGAAGGCCCUGAGAGUGACUCAUGUAGUGAACGCUGCCCAUGGCCCCACCCACAUAGACACAGGCUCCGCCUUUUACUCAGACUCACACAUCCAGUACCAUGGUGUACAGGCUCCAGACAGCAGAGACUUUAACCUGUCAGUUUUUUUCCACACCACAGCUGACUUCAUCCACACGGCUCUGACGCAGGACUCAGGUAAAGUGUUGGUGCACUGUGCUCGGGGAGUUAGCCGCUCCGCUACACUAGUGUUAGCAUACCUCAUGAUCUAUGAGCGGCUCACGGUGGCUGAGGCGAUCGAGGCAGUUCGACGUAACCGGAACAUUCUGCCUAAUGUUGGAUUUCUGGAACAACUACGAGAUCUGGAUGUUAGACUCACUCUGCAGAGGAAAGACGUAAAAACAAGCUCAUAAGAGACAUAACGAGCCAAUAGAACAGACAUUUUUGCUCAUAAGAGACAUAACGAGCCAAUAGACCAAAUAUAAUAGGCUCAUAAGACAGACAUAACGAGCCAGUAGAACAGACAUAAUGGGCUCAUAAGGCAGACAUAACCCGCCAAUAGAACAGACAUAAUGGGCUCAUAAGACAGACUUAACGAGCCAACAGAACAGACAUAAUGGGCUCAUAAGACAGACAUAACGAGCCAGUAGAACAGACAUAAUGGGCUCGUAAGACAGACAUAACGAGCCAAUAGAACAGACAUAAUGGGCUCAUAAGACAAACAUAACCAGC
Messenger RNA from Tachysurus fulvidraco (yellow catfish), 899 nucleotides. Its product is annotated as dual specificity phosphatase 29-like. Gene Ontology annotation, molecular function: protein tyrosine/serine/threonine phosphatase activity; MAP kinase phosphatase activity. Gene Ontology annotation, cellular component: cytoplasm. NCBI's taxonomy places the organism in Eukaryota, Metazoa, Chordata, Actinopteri, Siluriformes, Bagridae. The record is from RefSeq and is a predicted model, not a curated record. The transcript is spliced from 3 exons. The coding region runs from base 2 to 580 and encodes 192 amino acids. Gene Ontology annotation, biological process: protein dephosphorylation; negative regulation of MAPK cascade.